AUGGCGUCUAACGGUGACGACGAGACUCACGCCUUCCGCUACGGUGCUCCGGCAGCCGUCGUUGAUCCGCUGCUAUCGUUUCUCUUUGAUCUGCGGCGGAUGGAAGACAACGUUCUAUCCACGCUCGAACACAUCGGAGUUCAGCGCCGUGACCUGCCUCGUCCUUUCGGGUGUGGCUCAUCCGCGUCCCCGCCGCAAGUACCAGCAACCGCGGACGAAGAUGCGGCAGUAUUCCCCGAUGCGCCGCCGUUGCCGAUGCCGGCGUCCGACCCUAUCGACGCCUAUGCCCGCGAGAUCGCUGCAAACCACUCUGAUGCGCGUGAUGUGAGCGUAGCGGGCGUGAUACACCAACUACUGAGCUGGCUAGGCUCCCAGUUGUCUUCCUCUCGGUCGCCUCCGGCUCCAUCGCAGCAGCUCCUGACGAUUUUUUCGACGGCUGCUGGAGCAGGGGCGGACGUCUUCUUGCGCGACGCGGCCACACUCGAGGAUACCCACGUUGGAGGCACCUUCAAGAGAGCUAAACCUGACAAGAGCGCGGCCUCAUCAACACCCGAUGAGAAGACCCUUGCGUGGGGCGAUGAAAGCACUGCGCGCCUUGUUGGUACUCUCACCUCCGCCGAUAUCCACGCGGCGGUGCAGGAGUGGCGCGGGUACGAGAGACUUCUCAAAAGCAGUGCGGCAGAGAUGAAGGCAACAUUGGCGGCCGUGACCGCGGCGCGGCUGGGUAACUCAUACAGCUGUCAUGCGAAGUGGGUCGAGCGUACCCGACGUGAUGGAAAGUCGACGUUCGUGGUGCCAGCCAGUGCUGUCCUCAAGAGGAACUAUGAGGAGCUCAUCAGCCUCAACGACGCGCUGGCGACCUGCCAGGCUGCGGUGCACGUCGCUUACGUGGCGCUAGAGGACAAUCUGGACGUGUUGUUGGAGGAAGCGCUGACAGUGGACCGACAGGAGCGCCUCUUUCAGCAUCACGUAUCCGUGGCGCACCGCGAGUGCGCUGCAUUGCAUGCGUUACGCGGCCGUAUCAAGCAAGCCCGCAAAGCUCUGGAGGCGUGUGCCUACGGCCAGCGCGGUAGGACUAAAGCACAGCCUUGCUAG
Molecule: messenger RNA, 1095 nt
Organism: Leishmania mexicana MHOM/GT/2001/U1103
Lineage: Eukaryota; Euglenozoa; Kinetoplastea; Trypanosomatida; Trypanosomatidae
Exons: 1
Coding region: 1-1095 (364 amino acids)
Source: RefSeq, a predicted model, not a curated record